This is a messenger RNA of Ruditapes philippinarum (Manila clam), 1563 nucleotides long. RefSeq lists its product as uncharacterized. Lineage: Eukaryota; Metazoa; Mollusca; Bivalvia; Venerida; Veneridae. Bases 115 to 1359 code for a protein of 414 amino acids. The record is from RefSeq and is a predicted model, not a curated record. The transcript has 9 exons.
ACAUGUGUGAUUUGAAAUCACGACCCUAUUUUGUAGACAAAUUGAGAGGGUAUUUAAACUGGAGGACAGGCCCAGUCAGAAAAAUAAACUGGUAGAAAGGCCAGAGUCAGUAAGAUGAAUCCGAAACUUCUAAUACUCAUCUGCGUCAUUGUGCUGUCAUCUGCCUUACCUAAAAAAGGUGGCAAAAAGGGUAAUAAAAAUGAAAAAGAUAAGUUCUUUAAGAAUUUUGUGGGUGUCCUCAAUAAAGAGCUUGAUGAGAUCCUUGAUGAAAUGUGUACUGGUAUUGAUGAUGGGACACUGGAAAACACUGACGACGCAUAUAAUGAUGUGUUUAAAAUGAUUGAUCCAGUAUGUGACGAUUUAGAGGCCUACAUGGAAGGACAAGACGCAGAAGCGGAAAAAGUUGAAAAUGAAGGCGAUGUUGCUGAAUAUGCUAAAAAAGGUGGCAGAAAAAAUAAAAAGAAAGCUGAUGCAAAGCACAUUCUACAUGUAUUUUGUCGGAAAUUGAAACAUGAAAUGGCAAAUGGUUUUCCCGAGGACACUCCACAAGAGUUAUUGGACAUUUAUAGUGAUAUGGAUCCCGUUUGUGUUGAAGUACAUGAUAUAGAAAGGGGAGGCCCUGAAACAGGCCUUGUACAUAUAUGUCAAGGUCUAGCAGAUGGUAAAUUACAAAACUCAAACCCGAAAUAUACCGAAUUAUUUACCAGAAUGGACCCAAUUUGUAUCGAACUUCUUGAUUACGUUGGCAAUACAGAAGGUGGUCCUCCCGCUGAUGAUCAAGAACUUGAUGUAAAGGCUAAGAAAAAUGGUAAAAAUAAUGGGAAGACAGAUCAUAGUGCCGUGGUGAAGCUUCUACAAUUCUGCUGGCGCCAUGAGGAGGUGACAAUGAAACAAGGACUUCCCGAAGAUAUGCCAGAAGAGCUAAAGAAAGUCUUAACUGACAUAGUUCCUAUUUGUGACGACGCUAUGGUCAUAUCCGAAGGAGGGAAACCUAAGUGGAGUUUUAACUAUUUGUGUGAAGGUCUUUCAUCAGGUGAAGUAAAAAACACCGAUUCUAGAUUUAAGAAGGUGUUUAAAUUACUGAAACCUGUCUGUAAUACAUAUUUAAGUGGAAGAAGCCAAUUUGGAGCAAAUAACAGUAAUACUUCCGUCAAAGCAAAGAAGGGUAACAAUAAAGGUGGAAAGAAAGGGGACAAUAAUAAGGCUGUGACUAUUCUCCUAUCAUUUUGUGAGACUGUGGUUAUGGUACACACGCAAGAAGUUCCUGUAGGUAUGCCGGUUCAUGUCAUACAAAUGGUUAAAGACAUAGAACCUAUCUGUAAACUUGCUGAGAAGAUUGCAUCUAAAAUAACUGAAUAAUACCAUGGAUAACGGAUAGUUACAGUAACGUAAUGGACAAGUUAAGAAACAGUUGAACUUUUUUGAUUUUUGUGAAAUGAUGUGAAAUGUACCUCCACUUUUAGGUUUAAGUUAAAAAUCAACACUUAACAAACAAAGAAAAAGCCUUCUUACUGGAUCUGACAUUACUUGUCUAUGACUUGAAUAAAAAUAUUGUUCACGGAA